CAACAACGACAGCAGCAACAACAAUCGGCUUCCUCAAGACAUUGGAAUCAUCUCAUUACCAUCCACUUUCUUGAAUCGAAGAAUAGUGAAGAGCGAAGGCGAUGGGUUGACUCCCAAUAAGAUGAUUUCUUUUCUUCUUCGGCCAAGUUCCAAUUAAAAAACCACAUACACACACACACACAUACAAUGCCUCCUUCGAGAUGUGAGUUCGAAUUAUUAUGCAUCAUUACUCUUAUACUUAUCUCAUUUAGCUCAAAUGCUGGAUUUGUGGCACGACAGGCCACAGAGCCGCCCAAUGCGCCCAACAACGCCCCGCACAACCCGCCCAAUUCAGUCUGGCUUUGACGGCCUCCGCCCUCUCUUCUGGGGGUGUAGCAUUCAUUGCUACUGAGGGAAACCUCAGUAGUAGUGUUGCUGCCCCUCAGAGGGGGGGUGGGAGAGGGGGGGAGGAAGAGGAGGAGGAAGAGGGAGAGAGGGGAGAGGAGGGAGAGGGGGGGAAGUGGUCAUGGACCACAGUGUUUUGUUUGUGGGGGUCGGGGGCACUAGCCCGAAA
Molecule: messenger RNA, 553 nt
Organism: Botrytis cinerea B05.10
Lineage: Eukaryota; Fungi; Ascomycota; Leotiomycetes; Helotiales; Sclerotiniaceae
Exons: 7
Coding region: 187-345 (52 amino acids)
Source: RefSeq, a predicted model, not a curated record